Etheostoma spectabile (orangethroat darter) is the source of this 912-nucleotide messenger RNA. RefSeq names its product insulin-like growth factor binding protein 1b (gene igfbp1b). The coding region runs from base 75 to 812 and encodes 245 amino acids. Gene Ontology annotation, cellular component: extracellular region. The record is from RefSeq and is a predicted model, not a curated record. Gene Ontology annotation, biological process: regulation of insulin-like growth factor receptor signaling pathway. Gene Ontology annotation, molecular function: insulin-like growth factor II binding; insulin-like growth factor I binding. The transcript is spliced from 4 exons. NCBI's taxonomy places the organism in Eukaryota, Metazoa, Chordata, Actinopteri, Perciformes, Percidae.
AGAAACACAGUCAUACUGAGAAGUUUGAAGAGGCAAGUCCAAAAAAGAAGAGCAUAUUUAUCUGAAGACUGGAGAUGCCUGAAUUAAAUGAGAAACUGACUUUUGUGGCAGUAGUGGCUCUGGCUGUCUUGACCGUGGUGAGGUCGUCCCCAGUGGUGGGACCGGAGCCAAUCCGCUGUGCCGCCUGUACACAGGAGAAACUGGACGACUGUCCUAUCGUCCCAGCAGACUGCAUGCAGGUGCUGAGGGAGCCCGGAUGCGGCUGCUGCAUGGCCUGUGCGCUGGAGAAAGGAUCGUCCUGUGGGGUUCACACAGCCCACUGUGGUGUGGGUCUCCGCUGCACUCCCAGGCCCGGUGAGGCCAUGCCGCUCCACGCUCUGACCAGAGGACACGGAGUCUGCACUGAAGACCUGGGCCAAGAUGGAGCUGGUGAAGUCACUGACCACGGAUCCCUUCACUACCUGUUGGGUCUCAACCUUCCCUUGGACCACCAAGACACAGCUGAGGGCCAAGACAGCCUCAAAGUCAAUGUCAUCCGCAACAACCUGGGGCAAGAGGGUCCCUGUCACAUUGAGCUGCAUGCAGCAAUAGACACGAUAUCCAGGUCUCGGCAGACACAAGGAGAGAAGUUCACAACUUUCUACCUCCCCAACUGUGAUCGGCAUGGCUUCUACAAGCCAAAGCAGUGUGAGUCAUCUCUGGUUGGACCUCCCGCCCGCUGCUGGUGUGUCUCUUCCUGGAAUGGGAAGAAGCUCCCAGGAUCGAGUGACCUGCUCGGUGACUCAGAGUGUCAUCAAGAAGUCACUCACUAAAGAAUGGACUUUAUCACUCACUAACGCAAACACAUAGACACAAGCAAAUAUGUUUUGGGUACAUCUACUUGCUCCACCUGAUGAACUGAGUUCCUUUCAU